Syzygium oleosum is the source of this 3862-nucleotide messenger RNA. RefSeq names its product protein FAR1-RELATED SEQUENCE 5-like. The coding region runs from base 1512 to 2384 and encodes 290 amino acids. NCBI's taxonomy places the organism in Eukaryota, Viridiplantae, Streptophyta, Magnoliopsida, Myrtales, Myrtaceae. The record is from RefSeq and is a predicted model, not a curated record. Gene Ontology annotation, molecular function: zinc ion binding. The transcript has 5 exons. Gene Ontology annotation, biological process: regulation of DNA-templated transcription.
GUCUCAAAACAUUGUUUCUUUGUUAAUUGUGUUUUCUGAGCAUUUGAAAUGAUUUGAAAGUGUCAUUUUAAUGCCUCUCUCUAAGGUGCAUAUUAUCCCAUCAAAUAAAAGAAGUAUUUUUGUUAGUGUGUGAAAGAUCGUGAGUUAGUAUAGAGUAGAUGUCUCGACAUUCCUGUCAAUAAGUCGACAUGGACUGAGCCGCCAAUAACUAGUACUUAUUUAUACUUUCUUGGUGCCGAAUGGAUCGAUAUUUGCCCCUUAGCUUGCUGCUCACCUUGUGUUUGAAAAAAUGCCUAAGCCAAAUCUGUUGAGUGUUUGAGGUUUUGACGUUGCUAGAUCGAAUGGACCGAAUGAAUAGGGUAGUGCUAGCGUAACUCGAUACAUCACAAUGAAUGACGUGCUGUACUUUAUCUGGUGGCUUCCGAAUGAAUGGUGUGCUGCGGCUAGAAUUUGUUGUUGUGGGGGGGGGGGGGGGGCCAGAUGUUCGUUAAAAUUCCCCAGAGAAAAUUGAGUUGAAUAUCUCACCGGAUAAUCAUCUUUUGUGAAUGUGUACUAGAGAUGACGACAAUAUAUUAGAGAUGAUGUGGAGAGGACCUUGAACGAGUGGACUAAUUCUGUACCUGCACUGGUGUUGCAUAGGGUCCUACUUCAUUCAUGGUUGAACAUAAUUUGUGAGAGUGCUUUUCCUGCUUUAUAUUGGUGUGUGAUGACGUACUGCUAGUUUGGUGCAUCAACUAGACUCUAUAUCUAAUUGUGAAUCGCAUUGAAACAAAUUUUUUUUUCCGUUUGAGCAGUUCAUGGUAGUUUUGUCUGGAGAAUUCUGUGGUCUCCUAAUGAAAAUGCGUCCUCACUUGAGUGCGUAUGCUUGAAAAGAUCCUUUUUUUACUUGGUCAUCCGUCAAAACACUUGGGUAAGAAUAGUCCUCCUUACUUUUUUGGAAUAUGACUUCCACUUUUUAAAUUAGGAAGUUGUUUUCCUUAGUUUUGAACUUGGCAGUAUCGCAUGAAUUGUCACUUGCUGUUCAGUGUUUGAGCUCCUUAGAAUGAAUGGUAGUGCAUCACAUUUCAGCCCCUUGCAUUAAAUCGAUGUCACCUGCGAAUCGAUGUCACACUUCAUGCUCAUUUUGUCAUGAUGGCAAUUUUUUCGGAUACUGUCAUCUCUAACUUACAUAUAUGGCAGUGGCUUGCUCAUGUACAUAAAUUUUCCAUGGAUGACAACCUCCAUUUGAAAAAAAAAAAAACCCCAGCUGUGUUGCAUAUAUGUAUCGUGCGUGCGUAGUUUCUACAUUAUAGUUUUGGAUGUCUUUUCUGAUAAUGAACUCCACAUUCUAGUUUUCUGAGCAUAUACAUGAGUAUGGACAUCCGUAACAAUUGAUAUACAUCUAUUUCUCGUCAAGUAGGGACAUUACUGAACUUAAACCUGCUGGAAUUAUCUUUCAAGCUUGCUGGUUGGGACUGUUUUGGUGUCAUUUUAAUCCCAAUUUGGUAUCAAUUUGGGUGCAAAUUUAUCGGAUGGCUGAAUCAGAGCAUGAAACUUCCCAUCUUGCACACGUAAUGCGUGAUAUGGAAAAAAAUUAUGAGUUUGCGGUAGGAAUGGUUUUUCCAAAUGAACUUGAAGCAUACGAUAAGUAUGUGGCCUAUGCAAUCGGCAAAGGAUUUGGGGUGAGAAAGGGUAAUAUGUUCAAAAAUGGUAAAGGAGAAUUAACCCGACGAACUUUUGUGUGCCAUUGUGAGGGGCAUUCGGUCAGCUCAUCUGAUCAAGAAAAGAAAUUUGAGAGGUAUGAAGUUAGAUGUGGCUGUCCUGCUCGUAUCAAAUUUAAGGUUAACAAUGGUGUCUAUGAAGUCAUGAAGCAUAUUUCUGAGCAUAAUCAUGCAUUUAUUCCGGAUGAUCAAAAGCAUUUGAUUAGAUGUGGAAGAAUUAUGUCUGAUACUUCUAAGAGUGUCUUAGUUGACAUGAGGAAAGCCGGCAUUGGAGGGACUACAGCGUAUACGUUUUUAGCAAAUGAAGCUGGAGGAAGCAAAAACUUGGGUUUUAACCUGCGUGAUUGUCAAAAUUAUUUGCAAACGAAAAGAUCCGAUGGUAUAAGUGGGGGAGAUGGUCAAAGUGUUCUAAAUCAUUUUCAUCUCAUGCAAAUGCAAAAUCCAAUGUUUUCAUAUGCUGUACAGUUAGAUCAAGAUGGUAGAUUGACAAAUUUAUUUUGGAGAGAUAGCAUGUCAAAAUUUGAUUAUGAUUGCUUUGGUGAUGUGCUAGUGUUUGAUACCACGUAUUGUACCAACAAAUAUAACAUGAUAUAUGCACCAUUUAUUGGGAUUAAUUACCAUUGGAAGAAUGUUUUGUUUGGUUGUGCAUUUUUGUUGGACGAGACUGCAGAAUCAUUUAUAUAGUUAUUUGAUGUUUUUUUGAAGUCUAUGGGAAAUAAGGCUCCGAAAACCAUAUUCACUGAUCAAGACCAAGCCAUGGCAAAAGCCAUUAUAACGGUGUUUCUGAAUACAUAACACUGUUUAUGUACUUGGCACAUCGGGAAAAAUGCCAACCAAAACAUCCCACAUCUUUACCAUAAGCCGGGUUUUAAGGAUACUUAUUUCUUAGCGCUUAUGUAUAGAUGUACAUCGGAGGAAGAAAUUAAAUUUACUUGGAGGGAAAUGGAAAAGGGGUGGGAUACUGCGAAUAAACCUUGGCUUCGGAGAUUACACGACAUUAGACACAAAUGGAGUUCAGCUUUUGGUCGUGACAUUUUUACAUGUGGUAUAAGAUCCAGUCAAAGGAGUGAGAGCACCAAUAAUGUCUUCCAACGUAUGUCGACGAAGACAUUGACUCUUGUAGAGUUUGUCCACCACUAUGAAGAACAAGUGAAGCACAUGAGAGAAAUUGAAACUCAAGAUGAUUUCAGUAGUCGAGGGAAUCCCAAAUUGGCAAUUUUGGGUAAUGACAUCUUGACACAUGCUUCAAAAGUGUAUACCCGUACCAUUUUUAAACGGUUUAAUGAUGAAUUCAUGCAAAGUGUCUCUCAACGUAUUUCAAGUGAAGCAUUUGAUGGAUCGGUUUGUUUUUUUACUGUCAAGUUAAAGGGGAAGUUAAAUGGGAGUGGAAAUGUUGUCAAAUUUGACCCUGCAGACUCUUCAGUUUCGUGUGAUUGCAAAUUAUUUGAAUUAAAAUGGUGGUUGUGUUGCCAUGCGUUGAAAGUGUUGAGUGAGAAAUCAUCGGUUAUGGGUGUUCCAUCUCCCUAUAUUUUGAAAAGAUGGACUAAGGGUGCCAAACAAGGGAUUGUGAAUGAUGAAUCUCAUGAAAUGGCAUCGGGUUCAUCUAAAUUUAAUCGAUUUUCCACGUUAAUGCAUCAAUCCUUUGAAAUGAUGAGUUUGGGAGCCGAAGAUGCUGAUACUAUGAGAAUAGUGACGGGGGACAUGGAAAAAACGAAGGCUAAACUUUUAUCACAUAAAUCGAGUAUGGUUGUGACUGAUGAUGCUGGUGAUGAUGAUGAUAAUGAGGCUUCUGUGUGCAAGAUUUCGGCAUUGGAACCCCAUCGAAGGAAAGCAAAGGGAAUAAGUUAUGGGAGGCUUAAAAGCUCAAGUGAGAAAAAGAAGAAAAAAUCUAAGGAAGGAGCACCUCCAACACGAAUAGAAAGUCGAGAGUUGGUUGUUUAAGCAACACAAGAUGGAGCUCAUUUCCCAGAUUAUUUGCAUAAUUCAAAUCAGUUUCAAAGUGCCUUUUAUCCUAGCAAUAUUGGUGGUCCUAGAGUAAAUCUAAGUUUUCAUAAUCAGCCACCAUACAUCAUGCCGCCGGGGAUUAUGAGUGGAUUUUGCCCAUUUCCCAGUCAGAUGCAAUCACAAUACACCAUGCCGCUAGGGAUUAUGAAUGGAAUUUC